CGCUGAAGUGCUGGAGAUUGGCUUCCUCUGACAACGGUUAAUUCCCCUCGCUGAGCUCAGAGACGCAGAGGAUCCUGGACGGGAUGAACAACAGAGGGGCUUUCAUGAAUGUGAAUUUCACAGAAUCGGACUCACCGUCUUCAUCGGGAGACAGUCAGACCUCCACCUACUCCGAGCUGAACUUUCGGAAAGACGAACGCCUCAUCGAUGAGGGUGAGGAUCCUCCCAUUGCCUCGGGACCCGGCGAGCUGCGAGUCACUGCACAGACAGAUGGUCUGACCUCCCCCUACUCAGAGCUGAACUUUCGGAAAGACGAUCCCCUCACCGAUGAGGACGAGGAUCCUCCCAUUGCUUCGAGACCCAGAAGGAUGCUAACCGCUGCUCAAACAGCUGCUCAAGAGAAGGAGUCGAAAGUGAAGAUCGGAAAUAGACCGCACCGUCUGAUCUGCCUUCUCUGCCUAGUUACGUCAGUCCUCAUGGUGAUAGUGGCCGGUCUCUCGAUCCAUGUAUCACAGAAUCGUCACUCUAAGGAAACCUGUAACCGAAACUACUAUGAGUUAAACUCAACCCUUCAAUCGAAGCUUUCUGAGCUCAACUCCAAUCUGUCCGAUAUAAAACGAAGGCACAGCGAUCUCCGUCACCAGUUCACUGAGAUGGAAACGAAGUACAGAUCUGUCAAUGAAACAAACGCUCAAAUCUCGGAAGCUGAUGUAUCGUCCCUGGUACCUGACAUCAGGAUACUCUCUGAGCCCCGGGUCCAGAGAGAUGGAAACGGACUGAAGUCCACCUACUCGGAGCUGAACUUUCGGAAAGACAAUCCACUCAUCGAUGAGGAUGAGUAUCCUCCCAUCGCCUCCGAUCUCGGCGUGUUGCCAGUUGCAACACAAGCAGUUUGUUGCUCCCCAGACUCGGUGGAAAAAGCCAGCUUGCAUUCUAUACGCAUUGUCACGUACCCCCUAAUCGAGAUCCAACUGCAAGAGAUAACUAUCUUCACUGUUUACCACGCAACAAAAAUUUCUGUCAUAUGUAAGCUGACCAACCGCGUGCUGAUGAAAUGGUCGAUAUAG
Hypanus sabinus (Atlantic stingray) is the source of this 1067-nucleotide messenger RNA. RefSeq lists its product as uncharacterized. The transcript is spliced from 10 exons. NCBI's taxonomy places the organism in Eukaryota, Metazoa, Chordata, Chondrichthyes, Myliobatiformes, Dasyatidae. The coding region runs from base 84 to 1067 and encodes 327 amino acids. The record is from RefSeq and is a predicted model, not a curated record.